Molecule: messenger RNA, 1135 nt
Organism: Lytechinus pictus (painted urchin)
Lineage: Eukaryota; Metazoa; Echinodermata; Echinoidea; Temnopleuroida; Toxopneustidae
Product: basic helix-loop-helix transcription factor scleraxis-like
Exons: 2
Coding region: 563-1135 (190 amino acids)
Biological process (GO): regulation of transcription by RNA polymerase II; developmental process
Molecular function (GO): RNA polymerase II transcription regulatory region sequence-specific DNA binding; protein dimerization activity; DNA-binding transcription factor activity, RNA polymerase II-specific
Source: RefSeq, a predicted model, not a curated record
GGCUCCGGAUCACAGGGAAGAGGGAUGCACUUUUUACCCCUCCAGCGAGUCCAUUAACAUUUCUGCACCCACUGGGUAUCGGUCAGGAUUCUUUCCAUAAAAAAAUAACUGGAUUAAAAAAGCUUCAUGUUCGAAUUUGAUCGUGUAAAUGAGUCUGAAACAUUUUAUAUUUUCUUUAUACCGCAAACGUUGAAGAAAAUGUAGAUAUGGAAUGUGGACGUUUAUAAGGGUCUGAUACUGAUAAAUCAAAGUUGGACUUGGAGCGAGGACUGUUCUUUUUUUGACCGGGCCAUUGGCGGAUAUUUAUUUUUAUAAUUAUUCUAAUGCUGUGUCGUCCACUGUGGAACAUUCUACUUGUAUGACUCGUUAGCCGAAGCAGUUCUGGAAAUUUAGAUGAAACCCACGACCUCACUCCGGACCUCACUCUUGUUUUCUAGAAGUAGAAGAACUGCAUAUCAUCAAGGAUAUUGUUUAAUAACCGAAUUUGACAACCUAUGAUUUUUGUGCAUCUACCAACUGAUAUAUCUCGUUUAUAAUUUCAACCAUUAGUAGUUAGAAAGAAAUGCCGAAGCGGAAAGUUCACGACGCCUUCUCGAAGAGCGAAGGCGGCCGAGUCGAUUCCGAUAGCGAGAGCUCCUCCUCGACAGACCGGUCCGACCCCGACGGCUACCGCCGAGACUCUGGCGACCGAACCUUCCGACCAGCCAUGAACACGUACAACAUGAACUCGGGCUCCAAUAUGAACUACGAACUGGAUGCUUCUGGGAUGCCUCGUCAACGCAACGCUGCCAACGCCCGGGAGCGCGACCGGACGCACAGCGUCAACAGCGCUUUCGUGCAGCUCCGGGACCUAAUCCCCACCGAACCCCGGGAUCGAAAACUAUCGAAAAUUGAAACCCUUAGAUUGGCGACAAGUUAUAUCAAUCAUUUAGGAACUCUUCUACUUGUCGGGGACGAGGAGAUCGAGCAACCCUGCAUGCAUCGGGCCAUGCUCCGACCUGGGAGCGAGGGCGGACCGAGGAUUAUCUGCACAUUCUGCUUGCAAAAUCACAUGAGCAAUAUGAGAAACAGAGCUGUCAUGAAUGUUCAUCACCAGGAGGAUCGUAUAGCUCUCUAUUUCUGCAAUGAUUGUUAA